CUCCACGUGUGAGAGCAGUGCAGCACUGCAGUUUGUCACAUUGGCAGGUCAGCAGCUCCACAAUGAAACGACCAAAGUUAAGGAAAGCAAGUAAGAGGUUGUCAUGUUCCAAACGGUAUAAAAUACAGAAGAAGGUCCGAGAGCACAACAGAAAAUUGAGAAAAGAGAAUAACAAGAAAGGAGUGAGCAAACGAGUGAAGAAAGAUCCCGGAGUGCCUAACAGUGCUCCCUUCAAAGAGGAGGUCCUAAGGGAGGCAGAGCAGAGGAGGCUACAGAUUGAAGAAGAAAAAGAAAGAAGAAAACAAGCUAAAAAAGAGGAGCGAGCCCAGAAGAGGAAGAAGGAAAAGGAGGAUUCGAGUAAGGAAACAGAUGUGAAAGCCAAAAGAGCUCGUCAGGAUGAGAAUGAAACGCUUUCAGACAAACGGAUCACCCCAGACAGGAACUCAAAACAGUUCCUUUGCUCUGAAUUAAACAAGGUAAUUGACGCAUCUGAUGUUGUAUUAGAAGUCCUUGAUGCGCGUGAUCCACUGGGAUGCAGAUGUCCACAGCUGGAGGAGGCAGUGCUGCAGAGGGAAGGCAAAAAGAAGCUGGUUUUGGUAUUAAACAAAAUAGAUCUGGUACCUAAGGAGAACGUGGAGAGGUGGAUACAGUGUCUACAGCAGGAGUUUCCAGUUGUGGCGUUCAAAGCAUCAACACAGAUUCAGGACAAAACAGUGCGAGCAAAGAAGAGCAGGAUAGUAGCCUCCAACGAAGUAUUGGACAAAUCCAGAGGAGCAGCCUGCUUUGGAAACAGUUGCGUCACUGAGCUCCUGACAAGUUACGCUGCAAACACGAGUGCAGAGUCUCUCAGAGUGGGCGUAGUUGGCUUUCCUAAUGUGGGAAAGAGCAGUCUCGUCAACAGUCUGAAGGGAAUCCUUGCAUGCAAUGCCGGUGUCAAGAGAGGCAUCACAAAAUCCAUGCAGGAGGUGCACAUUUUGAAAAACGUGAAGCUUAUAGACAGCCCAGGAGUUGUGGCAUCACCAUCCAACCCUCCAGCAUCUAUGGCUCUGAGGAGUCUGCAGGUGGAGGACGGCCAGGACAGUGUGCUGGAGGCCGUCAGGACUCUGCUCAAACAGUGUGACAAGAAUCAGAUCAUGCUCCAGUACAACGUCCCCGACUUCAGAAACUCUCUGGAGUUUUUGACCACGUUUGCCAAAAAGCGUGGCUAUCUACAGAAAGGCGGAGUAGCGAACACGGAGCAGGCAGCAACAGCUUUCCUUGCUGAAUGGACAGGAGCCAAGAUGAGCUACCACUGUAAGGCAGGAGAGAACCACUGCCGGCCUGCCUACCUGUCUGACACUGUGGUUGUUGAGAUGCAGAGUGGCUGGGAUCUAAACCAGCUGAAAAUUGGCAAUGAAGAAACUUUGAAAGGUGUUAAAUUUCCAAACCCAGCCAGCAGUAUAGGCUUCAUCUCUAAAGGCCCUACUGCAGGCCUGCUGACCGUCAGCGACGUCUCUGAAGGAAAACCUGCUGUUGGAUCCACAGACACAGAAACAGAGAGGAAUGAUGAGCCUGAGCAAAUGGCUGAGGACUCGAAUACAGCCGAAGAACCAGAGAAACCACAGGAGGUGCCGCUCAAAAAAAAACCAGGUCAUGUUCAGUUCCAGUCUGCCCCCAUUGACAUGAGCCUCUCCAGAGCUACGUCAGACGACGCCUAUGACUUCAACACAGAUUUUAAAUGAACUCUGCCUUUGCACUUUGUCUUAACUUUUGCCUGAGCCCACAUGGUCUGGUGGACAUGGAGACAUUGGUUGUCAUUGUCGAGGUGCCUUAGCUGUCUCAUCUUUAAAGACAAGGUUUAUUCAAAAUCACAGUUUGAAAGACAGUUGUCUUGUUGACUGGUUUCUGCCCAGUUUCAUGCCCUUCCAUUAAAUCAGACAGCGGGACCAUUUCCCAGACAACAACCGGGCUUUAUCCUAGACUACCGCUACUAGGACUGCUCCCAUCCCAGGAAUAUGGACAGAUUUUUUGGUUAUGUAUUUAUUCAUUGACUUCUUCCAGAUGUUGUUGGUGAAAGGUUGCCAGUUUUAAGUGUCCAGAGGUUUUUGUAAACUCGUGCUCAUGCUUAAUAAUGUACAUAGACUGACUAUAUGUGUAAUAAACCCUACACAAAGCC
Scomber japonicus (chub mackerel) is the source of this 2155-nucleotide messenger RNA. It is a transcript of the gene gnl3, whose product is annotated as guanine nucleotide binding protein-like 3 (nucleolar). The coding region runs from base 63 to 1721 and encodes 552 amino acids. Gene Ontology annotation, cellular component: nucleolus. The transcript is spliced from 15 exons. NCBI's taxonomy places the organism in Eukaryota, Metazoa, Chordata, Actinopteri, Scombriformes, Scombridae. Gene Ontology annotation, molecular function: GTP binding. The record is from RefSeq and is a predicted model, not a curated record.